AUGGAAAACACCAUUUUAGUUUGUUUUGCAGUGCUUCUGUGUGGAUUUUGCAUUUACUGCUUAGUAUUGGUUUGGAAGGAUAGAGCGGGAGGGAGAAUAGAGUGGAGUACAGGCGAGGUGGAUCAAGAUUUUAGUCACCGCUCCUUAGACAUAGAAGAAUCGGUUCAGGCUCAAAAUUUUGGUCACCUCUCCUUAAACAUAGAAGAAUUGGUUCAGGCUUAUCGGCGUUCAAGUCACCUCGAGCCAACUUCCUCAGAUAUAAAAGAAUUGGAUCCGGCGGAUCAGAAACUGGAGCGCGCGCUUGCCAGGCUGCCUGCAAUUUCGAUCUUUGACAUGGAUAAAUUAGAAACAACAAGUGGGAAAGAUUGUGUCAUAUGCUUGGAAGACUUUGAACCCGGAGGGCAAUGCCAAAAGUUCCCUAUCUGCAACCAUAUCUUCCACUUCCAUUGCAUUAGGCAGUGGCUGCGUAUUCAAUUCAAUUGCCCAAUUUGUCGAAUGAGCAUAUGGAAGUCGGCAAGAAAACCAAAAAAGAGAAGAAACAAUCGGAAAAGAAACCAAUAA
Quercus lobata is the source of this 561-nucleotide messenger RNA. RefSeq names its product E3 ubiquitin-protein ligase ATL76-like. The transcript has a single exon. Lineage: Eukaryota; Viridiplantae; Streptophyta; Magnoliopsida; Fagales; Fagaceae. The record is from RefSeq and is a predicted model, not a curated record. Bases 1 to 561 code for a protein of 186 amino acids.